Cladophialophora psammophila CBS 110553 is the source of this 531-nucleotide messenger RNA. RefSeq lists its product as uncharacterized. Lineage: Eukaryota; Fungi; Ascomycota; Eurotiomycetes; Chaetothyriales; Herpotrichiellaceae. Bases 1 to 531 code for a protein of 176 amino acids. The transcript has 2 exons. The record is from RefSeq and is a predicted model, not a curated record.
AUGCUGCUCAAUAAGUACUUCGCUCUCCUGGCGCCACAAGUCACGAAACUGCAGCGUCCAGAGUUCGUCCGGUCGAGCGAUGGUCAUGGGCCCCAGGAUUGUGUGAUAUCAGGGGUGCCAUCGGCAUGGAGGCAGGUCCAAAGAACCGUGACCUCAGGCCUGCAUCUGGACGGGCAUUGCGCCCUGAUUCGUUACCUCAUCCGGAUCUGCGACGUCCAGAUCGAAGGCAUGGUCCAAGCCUUGAUGCCAGAUCUGAGCCCGGAGGAGCAUUACGCGAUGCUCUGGUCACUAUUCGAGCGAUUUGUCCAGGAAGACGACCACGAUGGCCACCCUGCAGCCAAGCUCGACAGACAGGCGUUGGAUGUACUUGUAGGCACUACGUGUAUGACCCCCCGGAUGUCAAGGCAACCACUGCACUGGAAUCGGGAAGUUGAUGACCCGGACUUUUUGGCCUGUGCGUUUGACUCGUCUACGGAGCUGGGUUUAUUCGGAGCCAUGCCUCAUCUGGAGCACAUCAACUUCUGGACUUGA